This is a messenger RNA of Didymella exigua CBS 183.55, 189 nucleotides long. RefSeq lists its product as uncharacterized. NCBI's taxonomy places the organism in Eukaryota, Fungi, Ascomycota, Dothideomycetes, Pleosporales, Didymellaceae. The record is from RefSeq and is a predicted model, not a curated record. The annotation marks the transcript as partial. The transcript has a single exon.
AAAACAAAAACAUACAACAGCGGGUAUUCGCUAGUGGUCACCCACCUAACUACUAAUCCGCCGGUACGUUGCUUAAAUAGGGCUGAGCGAACGGGAAGCCUUGUUUUCAACGUCCUAUGGUCGUAUGUGAAAUUCAACAUUGGUAGUGUUCUAUAUAUUUUCAGUCAUUUGCGGCUGCUCGCCGUGUGA